GAUGCAGGAUGAUUGUGGCUGAGACGUAGCACAACGAACGUAUUUCGGAUAUGAAUCAGUUCAUCAGUCAAUGAUUUAGCCCACCUAAAUACCUAAAACGUCAACGCAGAAAGAUGUGAUAAUUAUUUUCCAUUCUGAUAGUAAAAACUGUGGAGUGGACACCAACGAGACCAUACUGUCGAAACUGCGCUCUAAAUAUGCAGAUAAGCCGUGGAAUGAGACACUUCAGCUGGUUCGCAGGUGCAUGGAUAAAUCAAAAACUGAUUCCAGAACCAGUGAGCUGUAUUUGCGUUGUCUAGGGAGACUCCAUGAAGAACUGAAUGUAUCCUCCUUGACUGCAAUGGUAUCCAGAUUAGAGAUGAUUGCAAAACAGAGAGGGCUAGGCUCACACCGGAGCCCCACAGAGACCACCUGUUACCUGACUUCAGACAUGUUCUACCUGGAGGUGUUGCUGCUGCCUGGUGGGGAUGUAGAGGAUGUCAAGGUGGCUCAUCAUGGAGAGGCUCCUGUGUCCUGGGAACCACUUCUUACCCUCCUCAGGUCAAAAAGAUUUGACGAUUUCUCCAUGAAGCUAGACUGCUUGUCUUCGCUCUACAACAUAAUUGGAGACAAUGAAACAAAAAUAAAGGUAUACACUGCCCUUCAGCAUCUGGAGAGGGAUCUUCUAAAGAUAUCUCAGUUACCCAGGCCUCUAAUAGAUCAUGAUCUUCAUGUGGACACAAUUCUCAAUGGAAGAAUCGGGAAGGUCACCCUACAGAGAGAAGGAAAUCCCCUGAGUAUCAAGUACUACAUAAGCCCUUAUGACCUCCUGACCGACAAUGACGAUGCAGAGUGCAAGGUGGCUCUGGUGGUAGCAGGGGCCAGUGACUCUACGCACCGGCUGCAGAUGACAUCCCUCAUCCAAAAGCCUCCCAUCAUCAACAGCGAGGGUCUCCCAGUGUUUCUUCCCCUGGACAAUGUCACUAGUGAAGUCCUGCCUGCCUGCUUUUUCCUGAAGCUGCAACCACCCUUGCCAAUGCUGUCUUCCUUUAUCCACAAAAUGGACCAAAUCACUGAAAUGAACUUGUGUGAGACUGACCUGCAGUGGCUGCCUUUCCCCUGGCUGCUGAAGGCUAGUCUGGGAGAAACCAGCUGCUCUGAUUAUUUGGAAGGGGAAGAUGCCCAUUUCUUUGUGCCUCUUCCAGACAACCAGAUGCAUGGUUAUGUGCUGGCAGGUGAUGUGUGGGGCGUAGAGGGACUAAGGGGGGCGCUGGUUCACAGCAUCCCAUUUACACACCCUGCCCAUGUCCCCCCACUGCUGGAGCUGUUGAGACAUCAAGCUGCAAUCAACACCCUGCUCUCCAGCUUCAUUACCCCCCAUAGGCCCUCCGAAGGUUCAGAGCCAGACUUGCACUGCGAGGUCCUUCCAGAGUCUGACUCCAGCUUCUCAGUGUCUUUCCCACUACAUGAGAGCGACUGUCUCGGUGUGCUUUUGGUGAAUGUAAAGGACUCCCAUCAGAUCACCUGCAGGCUGUUUACGCCAUGUUCAAAAGAUUUAUCCAUCGAUGAAUACAUAAUGCGAGUCUUGAAAAGAUGCAUGUGCAUUCCUUUGGUCAUGAGGGCGAUCUGUAGAAGACUGGCUCAGAAUGGCUCUUCGGGUGUAAUUGCCUCCACUUUAGCAGCUGGGUAUUCUGCGCAUGCAGUUGCACCUGCCGCUUGCUUGUAUACAGCAGUGUCUGAAGCCGAUGUACCCUGUGCCCCACCUGUAGACUCCGAGACUGUACAUACAGGCCCUCCCUCUGCCAUGAUAUCCCAGAAUGCCUCCGUCACAGACGAUUCCUGUGUGCCUGCAUCCCCCAUUUGCUCCUACUUUGUAAUGUCUGUGCCUGCAGCUCAGGGUGCUGCAGGUGCUAACACAGGUUGUCUUGCCAACCCUUACCCUGGUACCUGUGUUGGUGUGCUUCAGUCCUGGUCAGCAAGUAACCCUCUUGGAAUCUAACCUUUUGAAAGGGAAGUUAUGUGAAAUGGUUCAUUAAACAAGGUGUAUUUUUUGUUUAAUGUUUAGUGGGUAAACAUUUAAGAGAAUUUAAUAAAAGUU
Conger conger (European conger) is the source of this 2077-nucleotide messenger RNA. RefSeq names its product mediator of RNA polymerase II transcription subunit 1-like (gene med1l). Gene Ontology annotation, molecular function: nuclear thyroid hormone receptor binding; nuclear retinoic acid receptor binding; transcription coregulator activity. The transcript has 17 exons. The coding region runs from base 245 to 1978 and encodes 577 amino acids. Lineage: Eukaryota; Metazoa; Chordata; Actinopteri; Anguilliformes; Congridae. Gene Ontology annotation, cellular component: mediator complex. The record is from RefSeq and is a predicted model, not a curated record. Gene Ontology annotation, biological process: regulation of transcription by RNA polymerase II; cellular response to thyroid hormone stimulus.